AUGGAACAAGCUCCACCUCCUGCUAACGUCGUCGAGUCUAUCACAUCAUUCCAACUUCACCGGAACUUGAAUCUUCCUCCAGGUUACGGAUUUCACGCAUCCGACGCACAGUUAUUGCAACUAUUCCUCGGUCCUUUCGUAGAUGAACGCGAACUGAAGACUUGCCCUAUCCACAACAUCACCGGCGAUGUAUACUCCUCUUCUCCAGACGUUCUUACCGGUGCAUAUGAGCAUGACGGAGAAGAUAAAUGGUUCUUCUUUUGUACUAACAAGUACGAUGAUGACGUUACUUCAAGGGCCGGUCGUGUUAUCGUCGGCGGCGGAGGUGAAUGGGUAAAGAUGGGUCCCAGCAAGAAACUAUUUGCGAAUAAUACGCUUCUUGGUUUCAAACGUACUCAAGACUUCUACGUUCAAGGCAUGGAUCUUUCAUAUUGGAGGAUGGAGGAAUUAUCACUUAGAGCCAAGGUAUGCAUCGACUUUGUAUCAUUAGAUUAG
Messenger RNA from Brassica rapa (field mustard), 495 nucleotides. RefSeq names its product NAC domain-containing protein 92-like. Gene Ontology annotation, molecular function: DNA binding. Gene Ontology annotation, biological process: regulation of DNA-templated transcription. The record is from RefSeq and is a predicted model, not a curated record. NCBI's taxonomy places the organism in Eukaryota, Viridiplantae, Streptophyta, Magnoliopsida, Brassicales, Brassicaceae.